This is a messenger RNA of Strigops habroptila (Kakapo), 4543 nucleotides long. RefSeq names its product calpain 6 (gene CAPN6). Gene Ontology annotation, molecular function: calcium-dependent cysteine-type endopeptidase activity. The transcript is spliced from 14 exons. The record is from RefSeq and is a predicted model, not a curated record. Gene Ontology annotation, biological process: proteolysis. The coding region runs from base 444 to 2378 and encodes 644 amino acids. Gene Ontology annotation, cellular component: cytoplasm. NCBI's taxonomy places the organism in Eukaryota, Metazoa, Chordata, Aves, Psittaciformes, Psittacidae.
CCGGCGGCUCGAUCGCCCUCCCCGAGCCCCGGCUGCUGCGCCGCGAUGGGCAGAACGUCCCCAGUGGCCGGGCUGGGGUCGGCUGCGGAAGGGACUUCCCUCACAACCCCAGGCAUGAGCGCUCUGGGGCUGCAGGAGGGCGAUGAAGCCGCAAGCGGUGUCCUUGAUUAACGCACAGGUGCUCGGGGCUCCCAGCUGGGAGGUGAGGGGUGCCCUUACCCACCUCCCAGAGCCGAGGGACUGCCCUCAGCCCAGCCAUGAUCCCGCUCCAGCCAGGCCGCCCCAUGUGCCGUCGCUUCAUGGAGGAGCGGCUCCCGCCGACCGCCCUGCCCGGGGAGGAGGUGUCGGUAACUCAAGGAAGGGAAGAUACGUCUCAAACCCGUGGUGGGAAGGAAGAGGAAAGGAAUUGACACACAGGAGUGUUCCAAACAGAACAGAAAGAUAUGUCUUCAUCAGUGCAACUCUUCAGAGAUCAGAAGUACCACGAGCUGAAAGGUCAGUGUACACAGCAGAGACGGCUCUUCGAAGAUCCUGAGUUCCCAGCCUCAGAUGAGUCCCUUUUCUACCAGUCAGCAUCACGGAGGAAAGUUGAGUGGAAGCGCCCAAAGGACCUCUGUGAAGAUCCCCACCUCUUUGUGAAUGGAAUCAGCUCCCAUGACUUACACCAAGGCACCUUGGGGAACUGCUGGUUUGUGGCUGCAUGCUCCUGCUUGGCUCUGAGGAAGACCCUCUGGCAGCAGGUGAUUCCAGACUUUAAAGAACAAGAAUGGGACCCAAAAAACCCGGAGAAAUAUGCUGGGAUUUUCCGUUUCCGUUUCUGGUGCUUUGGAGAAUGGACAGAGGUGGUGGUUGAUGAUCUGCUGCCAACGAUGGAUGGGAAGUUGAUCUACUGCCAUUCCAAUGUGAAAAAUGAAUUCUGGAGUGCAUUGUUGGAGAAGGCUUAUGCAAAGCUGGCUGGAUCUUAUGAGGCCCUGGAUGGAGGCAGCGCUGCAGAUGCAAUUGUGGAUUUCACUGGAGCAGUGGCAGAAUCUAUUGACUUGGUACAGGGCAAAUAUGGAGAGAUUAUUUCUGAGCAGAUGAAGCUGUUUGAAGACUUGCUGAAAGUGCAUAAAAGAGGCGGGUUGAUCAGCUGCUACAUUGCGGCUUCCUCUGGCAGUGCCAGUGAAGUGGAGACAGAGAUGGGUCUUAUCAUCGGCCAUGCCUACUCAGUGACUGCAAUUCGGAAGCUGCACCUUGGAGAGAGGCUCAUAUUCUCUUUUAAGGCAGAAAAGCUGUUCAUGAUCAGGCUGAGGAAUCCCUGGGGAAAAAGAGAGUGGAAUGGCGCAUGGAGUGACAGUUCCGAGGAGUGGAAGAAAGUCAGCAAUUCAGAACGUAAGAGUUUGGGACUCACUCUUGAGAAUGAUGGAGAGUUCUGGAUGACGUUUGAGGACUGGUGUAAGAAUUUCACUGAUGUGGACAUCUGCCGGAUUGUGAAUACCUCCUACUUCAGCAUCCACAAGACCUGGGAGAAGAAAAUGAUGCAUGGGGCUUGGGCAAAGAAUUCAGAGCCCCUGUUAAAUCGCUCUGGUGGAUGCUUUGAUAACAAAGAGACCUUCCUUCAGAAUCCCCAGUACAUCUUUGAUGUUAAGAAGACUGAGGACAAAGUGUUGGUCUCCUUACAACAGGAGGAUCGCCGCAAAUACAAGAAAGAAGGGAAAGGGGACAGCAUCCCAAUUGGCUUUGAAAUACUAAAGGUGGAGGAUAACAGAAGCUAUCGACUACACAGGCUGACUGUGCAGGAGAGAGUGGCCACAUCUCCGUACAUCAACAUGCGCACUGUGUUCUUGAAGAGGAUCCUCAAGCAAGGCCGCUAUGUCCUUAUCCCAACUACCUAUCAUCCUGGCAUUGCUACAAAAUUUAUCCUGAGGCUCUUCACAGAUGUGCCAUCAAAACUCAGGGAGCUGAAGGCAGAUAAGCCUAAAAUGACAUGUUGGAGUCUUCUCUGCGGCUAUCCACGCAGAGUCACCCAGAUCAAAAUUCACUCUGCAGAGGGCUUACAGAAGCAAGACAGAUCAGGUGGAGCAGAUCCCUAUGUGCUUAUCAAGUGUGAGAACCAGAAGGCGCGCUCCCCUGUGCAGCACGAUACCACCAGUGCCAUCUUCAACACACAAGUGAUUUUCUACAGGAAGAACAUUGACAGCCCUGUCAUUGUCCAGGUCUGGAACAGCAACAUCUUGUGUGACCAGUUCCUCGGGCAGGCGGUGCUGGCAGCUUCACCCAGUGACCCCAGAGAAGAGCAGACUCUGCAGCUCCGAGGGAGAGGCGGGCGGGCAGCAGCCGAGGUGCCAGGUCGCAUCACCAUCAAGGUUUUUUCCAGCGAUGACCUUGUGGAACUAUGAAUACCAAAGCCCUGCAGAGCCAGAGAGAGCUGUCACUGCACAGCAGGGGGGCUUGUCUGUGCUUUCUGUGUGAAUGACUCGGGAGCAAAGGUGGCACAUAAUCAUAAUCGCUUUAAAAAGGAAAAAAACCCUCUAACUCGCCACAUUAUCAUGGAUAAUGGGGUUGAGGGGCUUUUAAAGAGGGGAAAAAUACAUCUUUAUACAUAUAUAUGUUCAUGAUACAGCAAAUACAGUAAAAGAGGGGCCAAACUAAAUGUUAGCAGAUAAGCUCAUUAGGAUGUGACCAUCUUCCCCAGCAGCAUCUUUCAGGAGCUCUUGGCACAUAGGCUGGAAGCACAUGUGACCGUUCUCACAGGUUCCCAGCACAUCGUCAUCUGUUCUCAGCAGUGGGACUGGAGGAAGCAGGAAUGGCUGCAUCUCCAUGGUCACAUACCAGCAGGUUGGUGGGGUGGCAAGCACAAGGUGGAUUGGCAUCGCUCAGUUCUUGUUCGCUGCCAGGCUGUAUUUGGGAGGAGGAUUUUUUCAGCUUUGAUUGGAUUUUUUUUCCUCUGUACAGGGAUAUAAAAUUUCUGUUAUUGCUUCAGAUGAGAUGUUUCUGUUCCUCAGUGAAAAUGUCAUUACUGAAGGAGUUCAGCCAUAGGUCAUAGCAGUAAGACCAGGCAUGUGAGAUCAACAUUCAAACAGAAGUGCAGGUCUUGCAGUGCCUAUUUGAACACCACAGCAGAGAAGAGCUUUGCCCAUAUAGAGGCUUUCAGAUUGACUUUUAUGUUCUUUUAUUCUCCACCUCAAGCUGAUGACUCACAAGUUGAGAAGGGCACCUCACGGUUCAGCUGUGGUUUUGCUCAGAGGACAAAUUCAGUAAUGGAAGCUUCCUUGCUAGGGAGGCUUUGUUUGAUCCACGUGAUGCUAAAAAUGGAGUAAGAUUCCUUUUGUUUCACUAGAUGUGGUGGGUAGCACCAGACUGAAAGAGGCCAAAAUUAGCUUCUGAUGAGGAUGGGUUUGUAAAGAUGCUGUGCCCUGGCAGGUACCAGGUAUCACUCUUGAAAUUCAGCAUCCGUUUAUUGCUGACAGAGCUGAGGUCUUUGAUGAAGUUUAACUUGAGUGUAAUGGAGGACAGGUAUUGUUUCACAUUUCCUUCAAAUCAGGGCUCUGGUACAGACUUUGCUUUAACUUUGCAUGUGGCAGGGAUUCCUCCUAGCACGUAUUUCUGUGUUGUAAGGCUGUGCAGUGAUUUGGCAGUGUAAAAGAGGCUCGCUGUGUUAGACCUCUUGGAAGUGGAUUUUACGUGGUUGCAAAUUCUGGUCUUGAAAGUGAAGCUAAAGGAUGACUGCUCUGCCUUGUGGACAGCCAGGAACUGUGGAUUUCUGUGUAUCUCAUAACCACUGCAGCCAUUUUGUGCAAUUUUGAUGACUUAUAAAAUGGCCCUCAGCAGAGUUAAUGUUUUUACCAAAGGUUUUGAAGUCUCCUUAGGGGCUCCAAAAGGCUCUUUGCUGUGGUAGGAAAAUGCUUUCUCUGACAUGUUGGAGAUGGCAUAUAAGGCUAUGAAUGAUACUACACUGCCAUCAGCGUAGUUGCAUGUACCAAGUAACUAAAUCCAGCUCAUUUUUUAAAUAGCUUGGGCUCAAGCUGUUUGGCACACAGAGCAUUUGUCAGAUGUGAACUACAUGCGGUUGGCAGCCCACAGGCAAGUGUAAUUCUUUGCCAUAGAGAAGUCAUAGCUUCAGAGUCCUUCCUCUCAGAUAUGUUUGUAAGCUGCAAUUUCUCAACAACCCCAUGGACUUUCUCAUGCAGACCAGAGCUCAGGCAAGCCACACAGGGAGCUGCAGCUUGGUAUGGUCCUAGGUCCUAUGGUCUCUUGUCCUAGCCCUGUACUAAGUUUGGUUUGCUUUUCCUCACACACUAUUUCAUGUCAUGGUAGCUGCUUCUCAGCAGUGUGGCACGCGGGGUGACUGCAGCCCAUUGGCACACCUUCACCAUUGGGUGGAGAGCACCGUGCUGGCAUUCCAGCAUGGUUAAAGCCCCUCACUGCAGUUUGUAGGGCAACAACGUGUGCAGGAGAGAAUGUUGAGGCAGAGGAAAAUAAGUCAUGUUGUAUAACCCCCAUUUCAGAUAGAUUUUUAUUUAAGGGCUGUUGUGUAUGAGAUGUAAAAAGGUGAUGAUUUUUA